AUGUUGCAGCUCAAUAUCUUUGUAAAAUACCGGGUGCUCUUGAUUGGUCUGUUUGUAACACGCAUUUUCGGGGCUCCUCGCUUUGGUGCGAGAUGGAGCCCCCGUCGAGCCAUUCCACCGCGAACUGUCGUCAAUAGUCCUCGAUCAACAACAAUGAAGAAUGUGCGAUCUAGACCCCGGUCCCCCAGAAGUUUAUGCUUUGAUAUGCAGCAAACAAACACUACUCAAACCCCUACCCGACUUCAAAACGCUCUCAACGUGACAGGAUGCGGGCUCAGAAAAUGGCGAGAAAAAGUUGCACGAGAUCUCUUAUUCGAAAAAGAGAAAACGGCUGAGCCAAUUUCCAACGAAGAGCCCCGUAAGCGGCAUCCUUGGUACCCUUCGUGGAUGAUUUCUGGAAUAAGAUGCUUUUGGAAAGGUGUCUUGCAUGUUUUGCAAAACUAUGGAAUACUUUGGGCGCUUGAGUCGAUUGGAACUGAGAUUGUCCACACUCCUGUGAAACUAUUUCUGGAGCAUGGUGCACAUCGUUGCCCAUCUGCCUAUCGGAUAUUCAGAAAUGGCCUUCUUUCUUGCUUUUUGAGUUUGAAUAGACUGGCCAUUGCAUUUGAAGAAACGCUCCUUUACCUUUUUCCAGUGCUACUUUGCCAUCGUUUUUUACCUCGCGGAGAACGAAGCAAGCGAUAUGCGUCUAGAAUGGGCCUUUAUUGCUACAGUUUGCGAUCCGAAUUUGUAGAAUUGGUAGAUGCAGUCGUUGCGGCACCUAUUUAUGAAGAGUUCGUCUUCCGUUUUCUCUUUCGUCAAAUCUGGAUGCAGGUGACACAUCUGAGAAAGUUGAUAGAAGAAAGGUUCAAGUCCCACACUACAGAUGAGGAAGUUACACGUCGAAAGUGGGAUGAUCUUGAUGACUUGACGGAAUCGUGGAUCUUGCCGAGUAGUGUUCUCUUCGGAGUGGCGCAUGUCGACAAUUGGAUGCCUCUCGAUAGAAAGUAUUUCUGGGAUAGUAUUCUCAUCUUCUUACGGUUGGUGGGAAGAAAAGAUAUCCACAAGUACCCCAUGCGCCGGAAACAUGAGCAUACUCUUCUCUGCAGCUUGUUCCAAUCACAGCAUUGCUUGGUUUUGUCCUUGAUCUGUCUUGCACCAGUCUAUCAGCAUCUUGGAAUGAUGGGAUCUAUUGGAUCCCAUGCGAUACUCAAUCUGAUCAACGGCUGUAUUCCAAAUCAUCGCUACAUCCUAGCUGUGCUCUCGGUGUGUGCUGGAUUUGCUCGAACGAUCCGUUCGAGUGUAUCGAAGAUCUGA
Messenger RNA from Cylindrotheca closterium, 1296 nucleotides. The record is from the annotation of a GenBank genome assembly. NCBI's taxonomy places the organism in Eukaryota, Bacillariophyta, Bacillariophyceae, Bacillariales, Bacillariaceae.